Messenger RNA from Erinaceus europaeus (western European hedgehog), 3724 nucleotides. It is a transcript of the gene PROSER2, whose product is annotated as proline and serine rich 2. Lineage: Eukaryota; Metazoa; Chordata; Mammalia; Eulipotyphla; Erinaceidae. The transcript is spliced from 5 exons. Bases 446 to 1888 code for a protein of 480 amino acids. The record is from RefSeq and is a predicted model, not a curated record.
UCCACAGUGAUAAAGAAGAAACCUUCCCGGGAAGUGAGGCCAAGAGCGCUUUGGCGGCGGGCUCGCCACGCCCGGGCUUCGGAUCCUGGGCUCAAAGGUGACCCGCUGCGCAGGAACCCCGUGAGGUUGGCGCCUGGCCCCAAGGUGCCGCUGGCUCCAGUCGGCUGCUAGUCUGAGCGUCACUCGUGAUAAACCGCCCGCGGAGCCCGCGGCGGGAGAAGGAGUCCAUUCCACUCAGCAGCCGAUGCAAAUCCCCGCGGCUCCUGCGCGCGUGUGGUUUGGAGAUCUGGAUUGGAGGGGGGGCGCCCCCAAUCAAAUCUCGCACGGAGACGGAGGGGACGCUGAGAGAGGCGGCCGGGACAGCUGCAGCGAGGUGUGGAUUGGCUACUUGGGGAUGGGACCCCAACCCCACUUCCUGUGACCUGGCACCUGCCUUUCUGUGGGGAUGCCUCUACACCACCAAAAAACAGACUCUGUGGAGAUGGACCCUGACUUGUCUCUCAGCUGCAGGCAGGGUGACCUGAGCAGAGGGGGCAGUCUGGAGAGUCGGAGCAGCAGUUCUCGCUCCAGAAGCUUCACGCUGGAUGAUGAGAGCCUGAAAUAUCUCACUCAUGAAGAGAAGGAUGUCAUCUUGUUUUUUGAAGAGACAAUUGAUGCCCUGGAAGAUGACUUGGAGGAGCAGGAUCUGUGUGAUAGUGGGGUGCUCUGCCACUCCCCACCGUCUCUGGAAGAGAGCACCUCCAGUCAUUCAGAGUCUGAAGAUGUCAUCGAUUUAGUGCCACCAGGACCUGCAGCCGGGCAGGCUGGGGGCCCACUACAGGAGACUCGGGCAGCAGAGACAGAGACACCAAAACACCACUCCACCAUCCAUUUCAUCUGGUUGUUGUCCACAAAGUUCCCACAUGGUCUCAUGGAUGAAAUUAUCAGAGUACUGGUAGCUAGCUUAUGGUGGUGCAAGGAAUUGAAUCAGGACCUCAGCACCUCGGGGCCUGAACAUGUUGGAAAAGAAGACAUUCCCGUCCUUGGCCUUGGGAGACAAGAUGCCGAGCCUUCUCCACCACUGGACUCCCCUGACCUGCUUGUUCCCAAGGUACCUGGUCGCCCCCAGAGAGAGCUGCUGUCCCCCUCACCCCCAGCUGAGCACCCCAAACUUCCCCGCUCUGUGCCCACUCCGCUGGUCAUUGCCCAGAAGAUUUCAGAGAAGCUAGCUGGAGAGGAGGCCCUCUCACUCUCUGCACCCUGGCAGGAGGGCCGGCCUGGAGAACGCAGGACCCCCAGCUCACCAGCACCUCGGGGUGUAGAUGCAGGGCCCAAGUUGCACCGCUUCCCCAGUAACAUCAGCCUGACCAAUAGCGCAGGCCGGGACUUCAACCAGACCAUCUCCAGGGCAGCAGUCAGCGUGCAAGAACGCAAGGCCCGCGUGCUGGCCAACAUCCAUGGUGCCUCCUUCCUGGCGGGAGGUGACCUGGAUGAGAGGGUCCCCCGGAGUCAGGCAGCCCCAUCCGGCCCCACCAGGGAAGUGCCCAGCAGCCAGCAGUCCCGGGCAGUGCAGACGGACCACACCCCAUCCUGGCACAAUGGCUUCCAGAGCAUCCAUGACGUCCUCCGGAGCCAGCCUGGGGCCUUUGUAGCCACCGGAAAGACUGUCACCAUCCGGCCUGACCCAGCCAUCACAGGCAGGCUGGCCCGCCAGAACGCCAGUAAGAGCUUCUAUGAGCCCCGGCCCGUGGACUGUGGCCAGGAUGCCAGGAAGCGCUCAGGGUCUCUGCCCAGGGCAGUGGGCUUUAGGCCCCAGGGCAUCACGGUCCAGUUCUCAGGCAGGGGCUCCACGGAGGAAGCCCGGAGGGAGGCCCUGAGAAAGCUUGGGCUACUGAAGGAGAACUUGUGAUGAUGAGGAGGAAGAGGUGGCUGACUGGGCCUACCAGCUCCACAUGACACCCGCUGUUUCUCUUCCACCCAGCGUUGGUACCGGGUGUCCCUGCUAGCAAAAUGCAGGACCUCUUGACCCUUAAUGAUGCACAUUAAGGUCAUGUCCCCACUGAGGACUUAGUAGCUGGGAUACCCUUUGGGAAGGAGAGUCUUUCUUUCCCUCAGUACUAAAGACGGAAUAACCUUGAACACCUGUAGGUCUCUAAGAUUUACAAUUGUCCUAAAUUUUCUGGAUUUAUGAGGAGGGGAUUGGAUCAGAUUUGUGAUUCUUGAGUCUCUAAUCCAGCCUUUCAUCCUGAACACAUGGCAUGAAAGCCAGUUUAGAUUGCCUCAAGUCCCUAAGAAAGGGACCACAUUCUCCUUUUCCAGAGGGAAAAAAAAAAAAAAAAAAGAAAUGCUUGUUCCAUUCUAUAAAGCACUAAUAUGCUUUGUUGGUUUGUGUUCAAAGAGGAACAGAGGGCAUGUUAACCCUACAUAUACUUGUGUGUCUUGCUAUAGUUUUGUUUCCUCAGGUUUCUUUUGUCUUGAAAUUGAAAUGAACCCUCCAGAGUUGAAUUUACUAUAAUGGUAGGCUUGUGGGAGUGGAGGAGAAAGGAGCUUGGAGAAGGUAGUGAUUUUGAGAGAGCAAGUCCCAUAGGACAACAGCGCCUGUGUUGAUGUGUGUACAUGUACAUAGUGUGUGUGCAUAGACAUAUAUGCCACCAUGCAUGGGUACUGUCUGUAAGCAUCCUUUAGGACAGAGAAGCCCCUGGAUAGCCUGUGGUGAAAAUAGCACUGCUAUACACGACACAGAAAUGGUCACCUCCUAAUACAGCAGUCUUUUUAGGGUCAACUUCCAUGAUAUUUCAGCAAACUAAAUAUGCUGUUUCCUUAACAGCACAUGGUUCUGUCCCACCUAAUUUUCUAAAUAAGCAAGGUCUUUCCCGUGUGUGUGUGUGUGUGUGUGUGUGUGUGUUUGUGUGUGUGUGUAGAACAUCUGUAGGGGCCUCUUAUCACCUCAUUUUAAUUUAUCCAAGGCAGCUUGUGAACUGAAGGAAAUAAAAGAUUCUUAAGAUGCCCUCUUGAUUCUGUUCCAGGAGCAAGAUCUCAGGAUUAAGUUAAAAGGGAAAAACACAGCGAACUAGGUUACACAGCAUGAAAAGAGCUGGUUUUCUCCCAGAUGAUGCCUUCCACGAGGCUUGAGAUCUGCAGCCACAAGCCUUAUUAUCACAGCUAUUUAAGGCUGGAGUCUUAAACCUCUAAAAAUAGACCAGGGAGGGCCUGCAUGAGAAUCCACGCCCUCUUGUUGUUAUGCCUCAGCCACAAGAUCUGUUUCUUUCCUGUUGAGUAUUAUUUAAAUUUGAUCAUCUUUUCAAUGUCCAGGAUGUUUGUCAUAGUAUUUCAUGUGCCUUGUGAGUUACAUAAAAUGAUUGUGAAUUUGUGCCUUGUGUAUCCUUUCCCAUUCCUCCUCCUAAAAUAAUCUCAUAGGUUCUUGAUGGUCCUAAUUUAAAUAGGUGCUUUGAUUUUUCAGGCCUUUUUAAAUUGUUUUUAUUGUCUUCCUGUCUAUGUUGGAUUUGUUUAAAGGGCUCCUAGGGACUUUAUUUCCUUGUUACAAAGGGAGAUGCCAUUUACAGUGUUUAAUAGACAGUUUGAUGUGGCUAAUAUUUUAAAUACCCUUGCUACAUAAAGAAAGAGCCUUUUCUUUUUCUCUCUCCUGGGCUUUCCUUGUGGUUGAGAUGUAUUUGACUAUCUAUUCUUAUAUUUGUUCUCAUAAUGACAUCUUUGAAAAAUAAAUGUAGAUUUCUUGUAAAUAUAA